AUGGAUUCCGAAACAUUCACCGUUGAGCAAGGAUUUCAUCUCUUUGCUCUUCACCACAAGUGGGUGAUUUUUCCAUCAAGAAAUCAAGAAAUCUCACUUUCUAUAAUUAUUCAUGAAAGUCUUUCUAAAUUUAUCUAUAAACAUUUCAUUCAAAUCAAGUUUAUUUUUAAUUGAGGAAUGAAAUCGAAGUGAGAAAAUCGAAAGGAGAGAAAGAUUUGCUCUAGACUUAUUUGUGUUGCUCAUACACCUUAGUGCAAUAUUUUUGUGAAGCUUCAUAUUUUUUUUACUUCUUAGUCUAUGGAAAAAAAGCUUGAAAAAAAAAAUCUUUUUUUUUUGUUUCUUUUUUUCUUUUUUUCUUUUUGAUAGUUCAAACAAUAAAUUUGAUAACACUAUGGUAUAUAUAUUUCACAAGGGGUGUUCGAGCAGACAAGGAACUAUUUUUUUCGCAGGCAAAAGAACAAUUGUCAACUGGAGGUGGUGCUGGAACUGUCAGCUGCCGUGUGUGAGCCGCAGUUCCGAGCCGGUGAAUGGGUCGUGCCAUGCGAUGUUGUGGGGUUGGACAGCAAAAAAGCGAAAGUCGUCAAGGUCAGCUCGGAAAAAAAAACAUGAGGAGAUUGAGAAAAACGUCUUCAGAUCCGUUUCCAUCCGUCUGUUGAAGAACUCAGUCGUGGGGACAAGGCUGUUCGCGAGGCCGCUUUUCGUGAUUCUCUCAAGGUUUGUUCCUGGAGAGCUGCCUUCGAAUUAUGCUAAUGGAACGCAAUUUGGGAGUUUUCAUAGUAAAAAUAAAGGAGUUUGGGUUCACUUUUGCACACCAGGAACCAAUAAUGAGAAUUUUUCAAAAUUAAAGGCUGAAAUGACCUUGAAUUUUUUUCUUAUCAGGGCAGGGUGCUUUUUGGCCUGACUAACAAACUUUGCGUUCUUCGAAACUGGGAACAAUGCAUUAAAAUAAAGAUUUUGGAAGUUUUAUUUUUAUUAAAUUUUUAUUCUAUUUCAAAGAAAGUAUUAAUUGCUAGUAUUCUAUUUUUUUACUGGAUAUAGUCUGUUCAAAAAAAUUUUUCUGAGGUGUUCCAAACGUUUGAAUAUCUAUAGCUCGAAGUUCAAAGAAAAAAGGUCCUUCAAGUGCCCUCGUCAGGAUUUUUAAACUGACUAUAUUCCUACAAAUUCAGUUUCUUUUGCACAUUAUGCAAACUCGUCCGAAAGAGUUUGCCUUUUUCCCAUUCUCACGAUCUUUUUUUAGUACAUCGACGACCUUCUGGAAGACUCUGUUUGGACAAGAAAGGAAAUCGACGUGAAAGACCGUUUUGAGGAGUUCGUCGAGAAGAUUGCUACCUGUCUAACUACAAAUCGUGCAGAACUUUUUUUGACAGACGAUAGGUAAUUCCUCUGCUGUACGAAGAUCGAAUCCACGAUUUUUUUUUUGCAGAUUAGAGCUGAGUUGGUUCUGUAAAUGUGGUGAAAACUUAUCUCCUGCGUGCAAGUCUGACUACGAGGCUUUGAUGGGCUACAUGGCCCUCAAGUCGUACAGCCACGCAAUAUCCACUCAUGUCUAUGGUUUAUUUGAGAACCUUCGAAGUUAUCUUAUGCAUGAAUUGAUUCAAGAAGAAGCUGAAAAGACCUGCGCCGAGUUGCGUUUUGGCAAAAACGAGAAGAAUCGAGUUCUUUCCAAGAUCUUCGUUAGUUCCGGCACUCUCUCUGAUGGAACUUUUGAAGAAGCGCUUCAAGUAUCAAAUUGGCUGUUUUCUUUGAAAAACCUCAUUUUUUUUCAGAUGAACGAAAAUGUUUUGAAAUGGACUAUUCCGAGAAAUGUAGAUAAUGUAAAACUUCCUGUUAAUAUUCAAGUGUUUGUGGGCGACGGAAAAACGAGAAAAGAAUUGGUAAGUUGAUAAGAAUGUUUUCCAAUCGAAUUCAAAUGGGCUAAGAAAGUUAAAUAAUUCAGAAGUUUAAUGUUCCAAUUUCUGCGUGGCUGUUUAUAAUAGCAUAGACGUACUUUUGAAGCAAAAAGCCAUACUCAAUGAUUUUCGAGAAAUGAGAAUUUUGCGUUUUUAAGGACUCCAGCAAGGAAUUUGAGCAUGAGAUGAAUAGAAAAAAAGAAAACGCAUAUAGCCGCGGAUCGUAGUUUGUAAAUCCUAUUUUUGUAUCUUCGUUAGGUAAUCGCGUGCGUGGUUGCCAAUACAAAUUACAUUCUCAUUUUAUUAUUGCCAGAUUAUUUCCAAGCCACAAAUUGACGUGACUGUGCUGAAAACAUCUCUGGACGCCUCCCUUUCGGAACAAACGCGCUGCAAGGCUCUCAAAGACUCGCCACGCAUUCUGAGCCUUAUUCGUCCCCCUGGAGGUCAAGACGAAGAAGUUAUCGUUGAGAUGACCGAGGUUCAUAUUUCCGGAUCUGAUAACACGAGGAAUUUUUCUCUUCAGCCUGAAGAGAUGCCAGUUCUUUCUCGAGUUCUGAUCGCUGCCUCGGAGCCGCUCAACGUCAACUGCGACGUCUUCAGCUCGGACACCGAACUCGCUUCUUCUCCUGCAGAGUCGAUGGAUUCCGGGGUUUCUCUUUCUCCUUUGGGCUCUCCCUGCGGAAAGAUCUACGCCAGAGGUAAUAUUUUCCAAGAAAUUCCUUAAAACAUUCAGCUUUUAGAUGAGUAUCUCCGUGAACGGUCUUUCAGCGAAAGUAUUUGGUGUUCCAAUGGGCUUAAAGGUAUAUUGAAGAAACCGAAUCGCUGGGAUCGACUUGCUCGGUAAUUCAUUCAGAAAUCUCAAAGGAGAUAAUUCUGUAGGUCGGUUUCGGAGUGUCAUGAUGGGAACUCCUCGCACGAGUUCCUCUCCCGUUCUCCGACUUUCGAAGCGACCGACGAGGAAGAAGGUUACCUUCAUUCAUUUUUCAGUUCAAAUUCAAUCCUGAUGAUUUUUGAUUACUGUUAUAAAAUUCAAAGAAAGGAAUUAUCAGACAGUUUUUUUUUUGAAUUUCAGAGUUCAACUACAAAAAAACAUUGAGUUAUUUCUAGAGAAAGACGAGGGUCGUAGAAAGAAGCGAGUCUCGUUCAGCAGCACAGUCCAGGAGCGCAAAUUUCGUAUCGGCCAAUGCAUCGGUAGUCAGAAAAAGAAGAACCAGAAAAAGAAGGAGUCGCGUCUGCGCAAAGAGGAGAAGCUCCGCAAGAACAGCGACGGCUGCGACACCUCUUGCGACGAGGUAUUGGCUCUUUCAGUUGGGAAUAUAUCAAAAAUUGAGUCAUUUAGUUAACGAUUCUGAAAAAUUAACCUCUACGAGAGAGAUUUUUGUUGAAAAUUCGAGAAAAAAUUUUAUUUAUUGUAGGGAAGCUGCGUGAACCUGUCGAAAGAGGACCUCGUGUUCGAAGACGCCGAGAAGCCGGCUCGCAAGUCGAAGCACCUCGACAGCGGCUUCGGCGACGACGACGACGACGUUCCCGAGAAAGAGUGGCAGAACGCCGUUCGCCGCGUCCGCGCCGCCAGUCACUAA
Molecule: messenger RNA, 3469 nt
Organism: Caenorhabditis auriculariae
Lineage: Eukaryota; Metazoa; Nematoda; Chromadorea; Rhabditida; Rhabditidae
Source: the annotation of a GenBank genome assembly